AUGCGUCUCAUCGCCGCCAUGAUACAUUUGACUCUUGUCAACCUGUUGAUCACACUGUGCGACGCACUCGAAAUGCAUGCCUACGAUAGCUGCCCCGGUCAUGUCUCGAUAUAUGUUUCCUCUGGAAAGUGUGGAUGUGGAUGCGCCUACGACCACAAUAUACAAUACAUUGAAAGUUACUGCGCCAAAUGCCAUAAAUCAAACGAGGAACCGGCAACAACAUGUCCAACUGUCCGAGAAGCUCUAAAAUUGAAACCACUAUCACCAAUCAAGAAAAUCUGCAGUGCUUCUGGUGUAAAGGGCCUCGCCUCAGGCAGCACUUGA
Puccinia graminis f. sp. tritici CRL 75-36-700-3 is the source of this 324-nucleotide messenger RNA. RefSeq lists its product as uncharacterized. The transcript has 2 exons. The record is from RefSeq and is a predicted model, not a curated record. NCBI's taxonomy places the organism in Eukaryota, Fungi, Basidiomycota, Pucciniomycetes, Pucciniales, Pucciniaceae. The coding region runs from base 1 to 324 and encodes 107 amino acids.